Messenger RNA from Peromyscus leucopus (white-footed mouse), 3223 nucleotides. RefSeq names its product CCAAT enhancer binding protein delta (gene Cebpd). Lineage: Eukaryota; Metazoa; Chordata; Mammalia; Rodentia; Cricetidae. Gene Ontology annotation, biological process: DNA-templated transcription; regulation of transcription by RNA polymerase II; regulation of cell differentiation. Gene Ontology annotation, molecular function: RNA polymerase II cis-regulatory region sequence-specific DNA binding; DNA-binding transcription factor activity, RNA polymerase II-specific. The transcript has a single exon. The record is from RefSeq and is a predicted model, not a curated record. The coding region runs from base 576 to 1382 and encodes 268 amino acids.
CAGGUGCGGCAAAACGCACCAUGUUUAGGGUGGCCUCCACUCUCCUGGGCAUCUGAGGUCAGGGGGAGGUCCCGUCAAUCCGUCCAUCCACCAAGCAGUGUGGCUGAGCCUCGGCAUCCCUGAGAAGUGUGUCUGGAGCGGGUUCGAAUUCCGAAGACGCCCGAUGGCUGCGCUGGCUAGGGACCGUCUGAGGCUGAGCCGCGGACCCGGACCUUACAGUUCACUCCUGGCUCCUCAGCGGCGGCGCCCAGGACAGAACCUGUGGACUCGGGCCGCCGUCUGAGGUGACUGAAGGCGGCAGGCUUCGCGCGCGUCGGGUCAAAUCCUGAUUUUCAUUUCGCUCCAGGCUCGGAGGACUAAGUAAGCUCCAAACCGCACAAACAGGAAGGAGGGAGGGCCGGGAGUGCGGGCAGAGGGCGGGUCGUUCCCAGCAGCGCGGGCGGUCCCUCCCCGCUCCGGUCCCGGACCCGCGGUGCCGGGGCGGGGCGUGCUUGUCAGCUGGGGCUAGAAAAGGCGGCGGCCCGGUCCCGCGAGGUGACAGCCCAACUUGGACGCCUGGCCAGGCCGACGCCGCCAUGAGCGCCGCACUUUUCAGCCUGGACAGCCCCGCGCGCGGCGCACCCUGGCCCACCGAGCCCACGGCCUUCUACGAGCCAGGCAGAGUGGGCAAGCCGGGCCGCGGGCCCGAACCGGCGGAUCUAGGGGAGCCGAGCUCCACGGCCCCUGCCAUGUACGACGACGAGAGCGCCAUCGACUUCAGCGCCUACAUUGACUCCAUGGCCGCCGUGCCCACCCUGGAGCUGUGCCACGACGAGCUCUUCGCCGACCUCUUCAACAGCAACCACAAAGCGGCCGGCGCGGGCGGCCUGGAGCUGCUGCCCGGCGGCCCCACUCGACCCCCAGGCGCGGGUUCAGCCACCCGGGGCCCGCUCAAGCGUGAGCCCGAUUGGGGCGACAGCGACGCGCCGGGCUCCCUGCUGCCCGCGCAAGUGGCCGUGUGCGCGCAGACAGUGGUGAGCCUGGCGGCCGCGGCGCAACCCACACCGCCCACGUCUCCCGAGCCCCCUCGAGGCAGCCCAGGGCCGAGCCUCGCGGCCGGCCCCGUCCGAGAGAAGGGCACCGGCAAGAGGGGUCCAGACCGCGGCAGCCCCGAGUACCGGCAGCGGCGUGAGCGCAACAACAUCGCUGUGCGCAAGAGCCGCGACAAGGCCAAGCGCCGCAACCAGGAGAUGCAGCAGAAGUUGGUGGAGCUGUCGGCCGAGAACGAGAAGCUGCACCAGCGCGUGGAGCAGCUGACGCGGGACCUGGCCGGCCUCCGGCAGUUCUUCAAACAGCUGCCCAGCCCGCCUUUCCUGCCGCCCACCGGCACCGACUGCCGGUAACGCGUGGCGUGGGCCUCAGAGACUCCAAACGACUGAUACCUCAGACCCCGACGGCCGGGAGUGGACGCCGCCAGAGCUGCUGCAGUUUCUUUGGGACAUGCGAGCGACCGGAAGCUGCAGCUUGGACACUGGACUGCGAGAGAAGCUAUAUCUUUCCCCCUUAAAUUAUUUUUAUAAUGGUAGCCUUUUCUACGUCUUAUUACCAUUGCAGCUAAGGUACAUUUGUAGAAAGAAGACUUUUCGAAGACUUUUGUAAGUAAGAGGAAGAGACUGCGCAUGCUUUUUGUAUUAAUUUUUACAAUAUUUGUAAGAAUAAAGAAGCAUUUAAAUUGCUGCAGCUUCCUAUAUUCAGUCUCUCCCGCACACAAUGUCCUGGGACCUCACCAGGGAAAACAGGCGCCUGGAAACCACGGGACCAGGUGUGGUGCCCACACGGGGUAAGGAGAUGGUGAGUGUGCUCGGAAGCCUGGCAGAGUUGGCCUCAUGGAACAUGGGAAAACAUAGCUACUCCAUGUUAGGUGGAAGGAGAGUGUGCAGACUUGGGUUGGGGCUGGCCAGAGAACAACUGAAGGACGAGAAGUCAGAAACAGGAUUCCUCCUUGCUUGUGUAGCUCUGCUUUCAUUUUCCUCAAUCCUAGGGACAUCAUGUAUAUUUCAAAGUGUGCAUCAGGACACCUUUGUAUAUAAAAAGGACAGCCCCAAACGCCAUUAAUUGUAAUGUUUGAGAGCUUACUCCCCCAAAAGCUGUGCGCCUUUCUCCUAAGAAAACCGUGUGUUAGGAACACGGCCUGUUGUUACUGUGUUGUGUGCAGAAGGAAAAACCAAACGUUCAGAGUCCAAAUAUGUAGCUCGGUUAGUAACUUAAAUCCUGCCCAAAGCACAGGAUGGUGGGACGCUGUGAGUCUGUGAUCUUUGCCCUCUGACAGGUGUGUGGUGGAGUGAGCUACAAAAACUUGUUUAAUACAGCUUUUGUCAGACCCAGUGCAUCUACAUUGUGGGUGACAGUGCCAUCUCUGGCAGUCCUAAGAAUACUAAAACUCCAGUGUCUGGGUUGGAUAUUUAUUUAUUAGAGCAGAGCAGCAACAUCUCAAUAUGAGAUACUGGUUGAAGCUUUAAAGAAUAGUCUUUCUGGAAACAUUAAAUACCACAAAGAAAAAAAAUGUACAAAUAUUGGUAAAGUCUUAAAUACUUUAUUUAAAGCAACAACAAUGAACAUUUCCUAAUAAAUCAAUAAUAUUGCCUAAGUAAUGCAAAAUGAAGACCACAGGGAUGUUCAAGCUUUAGAAACAUGUCCUCAAACUUAUAGGAAGGUAUUAAAAAAGAUAUAAUAAAGGUAUUUUGAUUUUUAACUUACAAAACCAUCGUAUUAAUCGUAUUACCAAGGGGGGAAAAAACCAUUAAAUUUAAAACCAUAAAAAUACUCUGUGGAGUUAACACAGCUCCCCAAAUCAAACCUCCACCCUCAGUGCCAAGUUCCCAGAUGUCAGGAAGAAGGAUGGCCGCUGCCUCCUGCACCUAGAAGUUCAAUUUCCUCCAGUGUGACGCAGCUGGCCUGCUGUGGAGUGGCAGACUGGACAAAGCAGAGUAAAGGCCCCAUCUCCUUCCCAAGGACAUUCUUCACUUCAUAACUCUGCAGUGAUAGAAGCAUGCUGGUUAAAGCAAACAGUCCUGGACUCCUGCACAUCCUGUUCCCAACAACAAGGCCACAGCUAGGGCAAAGGCCCCUCCGUAAGCUGCAACCUUCCUUCCAACGGAAAAUAGCAUUUGGGGGGUGAUGGUUGAGGGUGUGCUAUAAAAGUCCCCUUUAUUGUAGCAAACAAAUGAACUACUUUAUGACUUGA